This is a messenger RNA of Gallus gallus (chicken), 3566 nucleotides long. RefSeq names its product MAF bZIP transcription factor G (gene MAFG). Gene Ontology annotation, biological process: regulation of epidermal cell differentiation; regulation of transcription by RNA polymerase II. Lineage: Eukaryota; Metazoa; Chordata; Aves; Galliformes; Phasianidae. Gene Ontology annotation, molecular function: RNA polymerase II cis-regulatory region sequence-specific DNA binding; DNA-binding transcription factor activity, RNA polymerase II-specific. The record is from RefSeq and is a predicted model, not a curated record. The transcript has 3 exons. Gene Ontology annotation, cellular component: nucleus. The coding region runs from base 2069 to 2557 and encodes 162 amino acids.
CCGCGGCGGUGGCGGCUGCGGGGUCACCGGGGGUCCCGCGGGAGGGGCGGCGGCGCUGCUCUGACGCCGUGCGACGGGGGAAAGUCCGGCGCGUUGGAGUUCCGGGAGGGCCGCGUGAGGUCAUUUGCAAACGCGCUGGAAAAAAAAAACCGCCGCAAAUAAACGGAACGGGGAUCCCACGCCGGGGGGGGAGGAGAGCUCCGCGCCACGGCGACGUCACCGUGUUUACAGUGCGCGCGUGGCGCGGCGCCGCGUUGGGGAACGGGAGACGGAACGGGGAGCGGGGAACGGCCCCGCGCGGUGCGCUCCGCGUUGGGGGGGAAUUGGCUGCGGCCGUGCUGAGCUCAGUGCUUUUGAGCGCCGGGGAAAUGUGUUGAGGCGGCAUUUUCUUCGCUGCAGUCAUCGCGUUUGGCGCUUCUCGGCGCGAUCUUUCUUCGGGAACCUCUCAAAAGCGGAGAAAUCGGCGGUCUGCAGAGCCGGGCUGCGUCUGCGUCCAGCGCCACCCCGGCUCAGCUGCCCCCCCCUCCCCCCACGCUGCACCCCGUGCUGCCCGCGCCGUGCCGCCUCUGGAAGGGGACGGGGGGGUUAAACUGGUGCUGCGUUCAGGCACGGCCCCGUCCCAGAGCCGCCCCCGGGACGCAGCACUGCCCGCUUCCUGGGGUACGGACGCUGCAGCCCUCGUGUCCAACAGAAGUGGUGUUGUGCUUCGGGGCUGGGGAGCGAUCUCCUGUCCCCAUCGCAGCUCUCGGGGUCCCCGCGCUCAUCCCAGCCGUGUCCCUCCACCGCACCCCUCACGUUUCUGCUCUCAGCUGCUCUCCUCGGCCCGUCCUUUUGUGUCCGUGUCUGUGGGUUUAUGUAUUUCCCUUAGCAGAAAUGGCGGUGUGAGGUGCAGAGUGAGCACAGACCCUGAGGUCAGGGCUGUGUGAGCGCCCUGCCUGCUCUGCGCCCCGAGGAGCUCUCCCUGUGCCCAACCCGAUGCAGUGUUUGUUUUUUCAGCUCUGCUGCAAUGAAGGAAGUUUGAGUGUUUCCUGGCAGCAGGGAACCCAUUCAGCCCUUUGGGGCACACAUUUCUGCAGCCAUACCGACCCCAGCGUGCGGUCAGAGGGUUGUACAGGGCCGGUGUUUGGCCUCUCCUCAGUUAUCCUCUUCCUUCUGCCCCUUUUUCCAGCAGCCAUUUUGUUUGCUGGGGUUGGGGGGGGGGGGGGGGGGGAACAGAGGACAGAAAGAGAAAUAACGGCAUGGGAAAGCACAGAACUGAUUUCAGGAGGCAGCAGUCUGAGUGCGCUCCCCCCGCUGCAGCCGCCUCCCUUGGUGGCAAAGUGACCCUUAUGGCCGCGCUGUCAGGUUGUCACGGACAUCGCACUGCAAGGAACAUUGUCCUCUGGGUAUAAAUAGCCACCUCCUGGCAGGCUCCGGCCUCGGGAACAUCUGAAUUGUGCUCCUGUGCUCCGUGUCCUGCAGAACGCCCAUCCCGCUCACCUCCAGCAGCCAGCGCCGGGCGCAUUGCGGGAGCCUGAGCUGCAGCUGCUGGAGGAGCAGAAAUCCGUAUUUGCUGACUGUACAGCUGGGUCUUGGCUGCAACUCUGCCUCUUACGUCUAGCAAACAAAAGAGCAGCGAACAGAAUUGCUGUUGGCUGGCACGGAAGGUACAAAGGUGCUCUCAGAUUGCACCUGCACACAGAGCUCGCCUUGCUGCAGGAGGCAGCGCCCGGCUGUGUGGGUCAGACGUGGCUGCUGAGGAUUCAGUUUAUUGGGGUGCAGUGGCAUUCUGACCUGAGGUGUGAGGGGAGGAGGUGCGUAGGGACAGGAGAAGGAGCCCAGGUAUGCCUCUGUAUGAAGACAGCCCCAGGAGCUGCUGUUAUAGAUCUGGAAUGCUGUCCUCCAUAGCAGUGAUGGAGUCUGCUCCCUUCCGGUUUCAGCCUCCCUUGAUCUUUGUUUUCUUAUCUCUCAGCUCUGAAGAUAAGGAAGGGAGAAGGUGGUGCUGUCCUGGCUUUGCUGGGGCUGAUAGGGACUGCUUCAAUGGGAAGGACGCACGGCUGCAGAGCCUGACUGACGUGGCUGCCGUGUUAUGACGACCCCCAACAAAGGAAACAAGGCCUUGAAGGUGAAGCGGGAGCCAGGCGAGAAUGGGACCAGCCUGACAGACGAGGAGCUGGUGACCAUGUCUGUGCGGGAGCUGAACCAGCAUCUGCGGGGCCUGUCCAAGGAGGAGAUCAUCCAGCUGAAGCAGCGUCGGCGCACGCUGAAGAACCGAGGCUACGCGGCCAGCUGCAGGGUCAAGCGUGUAACCCAGAAGGAGGAACUGGAGAAGCAGAAGGCAGAGCUGCAGCAGGAGGUGGAGAAGCUGGCCUCUGAGAACGCCAGCAUGAAAAUGGAACUCGAUGCUCUCCGCUCCAAAUACGAGGCACUCCAGAACUUCGCCAGAACCGUGGCCCGGAGCCCUGUCACCCCGGUGCGGGGCCCUCUCACCUCCAGCAUGGGGCCCCUCGUCCCUGGCAAGGUCGCUACCACUAGUGUCAUCACAAUAGUGAAAUCCAAAACGGACGCCCGGUCUUAGUGAAGCGAGUGUUGCCUGAGCUUGUCUGUGCAGGGCAAUUAGGCACAAAACCAGCCUGGAAUCCCCAAAGCACAAACCCUCCCCACACGGGUCAGGGUUCCUUCUACUUGGCCCAGGACUGGCCUGCUGAUCGCUCUGGUUUUGUUUUGUUGUGUUCAGAUUGGUAUGAGCAGUGGUGAUGCAUCCCUUGUCCUGUGCAGACAGCACCUCCCACCCAGCGGUCUGUAGCCCCCAGCUGCCCUUGGGACAGGCUGUAAGAUCUCGGUGUUGUAGCCAAAGGAAGUCUGCGCUGCGCAGCGAGAGGCCCGGAGGGAGGCUUUCUUCCCGGAACCCCGGUUUUCAGUCGCUUCCAAAGGCUUUAUUUCAUUACUCUUCCAGGUGGUGCAUCCGGGCGCCUGACUGCCCGGCACCCGAGCCUGCUGCUUUUGUCUCAUCCGGUACCUGUAGUUGCAGCUGGGGUGUUCUGUGUAAUAGAUGUGGUAUUCAUUUCUAGGCGCGCCUCUGUGCCCGAGCAGUGAGUUUCCUUCAGGCUUCCAUUGCAGUAGAGUGUGGAUAGCAGCGGUGGACGGGAAGAUGCUGGCGUGCCCCACUGCCUCUGCCCCAGCAGAGGGGAUGGGAUGGGGUCUGUGUGGGGGCCCAGCACUGGGGGGGGGGGGGGGAGGUACCUUGCUGACUGCAGGCCGGUUUUGUGCCUAAUGCGUUGCACUGAACAAGACCAAAAUCACUAGUUGUUCCCGUGUUUUGAGGGUAUCAAGUGUCUCUAGUGUGAUGGUUUACACGACCAGUUUAUGUGGUUAAAUAGCCCUUUUAUUUAAAGAGAAACAUCGUUUUAAGAGUUAUUAAAUUAUCUAAGUUUAAAAUGAAAAUCAGACAGAAGAGAGAGCGUAUUUAUAGUCAGCUUUUUUUAUCCGAGAGGGCGAGAAUAUUUGGCCAUAGAAAUGGGGCAGUAUUCUCGGAGACUUUGCUAGUUAAAAGUUAAUAAAUAAAUAAUUUUAAAGUUUCUCACGAA